Phragmites australis (common reed) is the source of this 941-nucleotide messenger RNA. RefSeq lists its product as uncharacterized. The transcript has a single exon. The coding region runs from base 219 to 581 and encodes 120 amino acids. NCBI's taxonomy places the organism in Eukaryota, Viridiplantae, Streptophyta, Magnoliopsida, Poales, Poaceae. The record is from RefSeq and is a predicted model, not a curated record.
CUUGGUGUCAAUUCAGAGUGCAGACAGGCCUUCCUCAGCUCCCUAAUCCUUAGCAUAUUUGCCUGUCACCAUCAUCGGACCCCCUAUCCCUUCAAUUUGCCGUAUUUUCCAUUUGUGGGUAUGCUUGUUAUUUAGUAGUGCCAAACCAUUCUCUUUCUCCCUCGGUCCUCAUUGUACACCAUACAACUCCCUAGACACAAACAUCAAGAGUGAGGAAGAUGGCAGGACUGCAGAGAUCUUCUCAAACAUUCAGGAGGUCUGGUUCAUCAGGCUUGGUCUGGGAUGAGAGGCUCAUGUCAGGGGAUAGCAACCAGAGGGACCAAAGAACCUCAGGUGAACCAGAGGAUGCCAUUGAGUUCAAGGAGCUAAGGCACUCCCGGAGUGUUGGGUCCAUUGGACUGCAGCGCAGGCGCAAUGAUGGCGCGGAGCACAGCCGGUGCAACAACAACAACCAGGGCUUCCAUACUCGAUGUGUACCCCCAGCUCUAGACCCACCUUCACCCAAGGUUCCUGGUUGCUUCUUCUGUGGAAUUUUCAGGAAGGCAGGAGCUUCAGAACCAUCUAAGCCCAGAAGGUAUUAGGGUGUUGUAUACCUUUCAACUAUAUGGGGAACUAGGGACAGGAUAAUCAGUUUUUCUUGAGCCUGUAAAAGUUAUGUCUGCUGUAUAGGAUGCUAGAUAUGAGAUAUGUAGUUGUAGUUUGGACAAGUUUGAGUUCCUUCUUCCUAUAUUGCUGUAUUUUUCCUUUAGCGCACCACCUCUUGUAGUUCUACCCAGAAACUGUACUCUUGAAUGACUGCCUCUUCCACCAUGUACAUGAUAGAGUAUGUGCAUGUCUUAGUAGCAUAGUGCAUAUAUGUAUACACCCUAGUACAUGAACAUGAUGCUCUUGUGUCUACGCCUUGUAUAUGAAUAUGAUGCUCCUGUUUGAUGUUGCGCCUC